Messenger RNA from Astyanax mexicanus (Mexican tetra), 2953 nucleotides. RefSeq names its product acyl-coenzyme A thioesterase 9, mitochondrial. The record is from RefSeq and is a predicted model, not a curated record. Gene Ontology annotation, molecular function: fatty acyl-CoA hydrolase activity. Gene Ontology annotation, cellular component: mitochondrion. Bases 134 to 1435 code for a protein of 433 amino acids. NCBI's taxonomy places the organism in Eukaryota, Metazoa, Chordata, Actinopteri, Characiformes, Acestrorhamphidae. The transcript is spliced from 16 exons. Gene Ontology annotation, biological process: acyl-CoA metabolic process.
AUGUUACAACGCCCAGAUGCCAGGAAGUGUUGAGUGUUGACCCAGGCUGUGGUGUGGUCCUGCUGAACAGAACAUAUAACAGCAGUUUAUCGCUCUUAUAGUGCAAACCCUGACCUAAACACAGUAGAACAACAUGCUGCCGCACAGGGUCCUGAAGAGAGCAUCAUCUCUGACAUCCAGAGCAUUUUCUGUAGGUCCAGUCUGCCUACAAGGAAAGGCCCCUGAUAUGGCUGAAGGAAACUCACACUUGCUUGUGAACAAUGUACGCAACAGGCUGAGGCAGAUUGUCGGAGCAUCGACUAACUGGAAAGAUCAUCAGCAGGCGAUGGCAGAGAGAGCAUCACUAAGUACAUACCUUGCGAGCAGUCAGAACGAAUUGCCCGCAAAGAGGAUGAAGGACAGUGAGAUUGAGGUGCAUCUUCCUCUGGGCACUCAGCCUUCGCUCAGAGAGAAAUACCUCAACUACCACAACAGUGUCAGGUUUGGUCGGAUUUUGGAGGACCUUGAUAGUUUAGCAGUGCUUAUCUGUUAUUCCCACACAUGGAACAAAGAGCUGCAGAAAUCUCCACUGUCUAUCGUCACAGCACUGGUCGACAAAAUUGACAUGAGAAAGAACAUAAUCUACCCAGACUGUGACAUCAAGUUCACAGGUCAUGUGACAUGGGUUGGCAAGUCCUCAAUUGAAGCCAAGAUGCACAUGACACAGUUCCAUGAUGGGGCAUACAGCCCAGUAUUGGAUGCCACAUUUGUGAUGGUGGCUCGAGAUCCAGAGAACAAAAGGGCUGCAUUCGUAAACCCACUGCAGCUAGAGGGACCAGAAGAGGAGAAGAUUUUUCAGCAAGGAGAAAUUAACAAGAAAAGACGUGUGGAGUUGAGCACAGCCUCUCUACUAAAGGUGGCACCGACUGCGGAAGAGAGGAAUGUCGUCCACAGCCUGUUCCUUAGCACUCUCGACACAAAAACAGUCAGCUUCCGGGGGCGCAUCCUUCCACCCAACUCUGUGUGGAUGGAGGAUGCUAAAUUAAAAGGGCUGGAGAUAUGCCAUCCACAGGAGCGGAACAUCUUCAAUCGUAUAUUUGGUGGCUUUCUGAUGAGGAAGGCCUAUGAGCUGGGUUGGGCCAAUGCCUGUGCAUUUGCUGGCUGUAGACCGAGUCUGGUAGCAGUGGACGAUAUCCUCUUCCAGAAGCCAGUGGAGAUUGGCUCCCUGCUUAUGCUGUCUUCACAGGUGUGUUACACUGAGGGGGAGCACGUCCAGGUCAGAGUACACACUGAGGUACUUGACCCCCUGACCCGACAACACAGCACAACCAACGUCUUCCACUUCACCUUCAGAGUAGAGAAGGCUGUUCCAGCUGUUCUACCACAGAGUUAUGGAGAGUCCAUGCUUUACCUGGAUGGGAAAAGGCACUUUAAUGAGACAAUGAAGGGCCAGUGAAGAUGAUGAGAUCUAACCAUAGAAGAACAUUUCUUCAAAUAAUCGCAAUGCAGUAUCACCUUUUACGCGUUUAUCAUUUUCAUCAUAUGAAAACCUUGCCCUUCUUUUACAGUUUUGAGACAUUUAUAGAAAUUGAAAACUGACACACCCCUUUAAACACGGUUUUGUGGGUUUGAGGGAUGAAUAACAGCCGCUGUAACCUGGUUUAUUAUUGUCAUUCAUGUUUUGAGGAAGAAGAGAGAGGAUGUUGAGUUUUUAAAGGAGGCUUCUGGCAUGUUUGUGUGUAAGGGCACAUUUUUUAUGUUCUCAUUGCAAUAUUCUUAAAAAUAUAAUCUUGUGUUCAAAGAUUUGGAAUCAGUAUUCACAACAUUAAGUUACUAGAGGAAUUAAUAUCUGCUACAACUGUUAAAUAUGUUUAUACUGUUAAGCAGCACUGUGUAAAUGAAAGAAAAUGGACAACCUGAAAGGUAGAGAUAUGAACAACAAUUCUGGUAUCAGAGCAGAGAAUAAAUGGUUAACCUUGAACAAAAAUUUUCAAACUGACAUUUCAUACUGUAUUUAUAAAACCAGAGAAGCUGGAUAUUUAAGUGAUGUCGAACAACUACAAUAAUAUCCUUUUUAAAAUUAAUUUUACUGCAUUUUUAACUGAAAUUAUAAUUUUCCAAAUCUCAAAGCAAAACAUGAAUAAAUAAUUACAGUAUAUUAUUUUGCAUUCAUUUCUUGAUUACAUGAUGAUCUAGUGAAAUUUCGAGUGUACUAUUAUUAUAACAGCAAAAGUAAUGUCACUACAAAACUUUGAAUGCUAAUGUUAAUUUAUUUUAUAAAUGUCUGACAUAUUUCUGGAAUAUGAGUUUGAAAUUAUUAUAAAGUUUAGUCUUCCUAAAGUAUAUAUGUAGAGUUGUAGUUACUUAGAGUUUUGCUCUUUCGGGCACUAAAAAAGGUAAAAAACUGUUUAGAGAUUGCUUUUUUUUUUUCUUCUUUUUUUGUCAGUAGAUUUGCUGCAGUACAGUAGCUGUACUAUUUACUCCAUCCAUCCAAAGGCCUUUAGACUCUCUUUUUUGAUAGGUUCGUUAUUAAAAUAUUUCAAAAUAUUCAUAAUGUAAUAUAGUGUCACUGUCGCACAAAAACCUUGUAUAUUAUUAUUUUGACAGCUUGAAUCUGGCACUUGUACUUUAGAUUGUGUCAAAAUGUUAUAAUUACAGGACCAGUUAAAAGGAUCUAAAAUUAUCAAAACUACAUUUAAAAGUUAAUGUUUUUUUUUCAUUUCUUGUUUAGUAGAUGCCAUUGUAUAGGGAUGCAUGUUUUUUUUGCAUGACAACGAUAUGUAUCUUUCUAUUAAGUAAUUAUGUUGCAAUUUCUGACACACACACUUUAUAUUUAUGAUGAUAUGAUGAUGAGAGAGUUAUGCCAAAUGUUUCAUGCCUGAACAUAGUAAAUGCAUUUUGUUAAAUAUUUAUCCAUCUUGACAAAUUGUUUUUUACUGUCAACAGCUUUUUAUUAAAGUAUAAUCAAGAGAUA